Molecule: messenger RNA, 1495 nt
Organism: Elaeis guineensis (African oil palm)
Lineage: Eukaryota; Viridiplantae; Streptophyta; Magnoliopsida; Arecales; Arecaceae
Source: RefSeq, a predicted model, not a curated record
CCGACCCUUUUUCCCCCGCCCCUUCCCUGCCCCUCACUGAUUGGCCAUGAAGGCUCAAGUUGGUGACCCCCCAAGGGGUCAAGUAUUGCAGGCUCUCACUGUGGCCUUAGCCAUCUUCUUCACUACCAAUGUAGCCGUCGUCUCCGGCGACUCAUAUGAUAAGUCGCCACCACCUCCUCCACCAUAUGUUUACAAGUCUCCUCCACCACCUUCGCCGUCUCCGCCACCACCUUACCACUAUGCAUCUCCUCCACCACCAGAGAAGUAUCCUCCUCCUUACUACUAUGUGUCUCCCCCACCACCAAAGGAGUCCCCACCAUCACCCUACUAUUACAAGUCUCCACCUCCACCAUCAAAAUCACCUCCACCAUACUACUAUAAAUCUCCACCACCACCGUACUACCACGAGCCCAUCGUCAAGGUAGUUGGAGAGGUCUACUGUUACAAAUGCUAUGACUGGAAAAAAACAGUGGAUUCUCACGUCAAGAAACUCCUUGAAGGUGCCAUCGUUAAGGUGACGUGCAUGGCCGGCUCCAAGUCCUUCGUGGCCUACGGCGAAACCAACAGCUACGGCAAAUACAGCGUCGUCGUCAAGGGCUUCCCCUACUCCAAGUACGGCGCCGAGGCCUGCAAGGUGGAGCUCCACGCCGCGCCCAAGGGGUCAACAUGCAACAUCCCUACCGAGCUCAACAAGGGGGCCAAACUCAAGGUCCACUCCAAGUCCUACGAGGAGAUCCUCCUCACGGCCAAGCCCCUUGCUUUCGCCCCGGAGAAGCCCUCUGAGGAGUGCAACAAGCCCAUGCCCCCCUACUACUACAAGUCUCCCCCUCCACCUCCCUACUACUAUAAAUCGCCGCCACCACCUCCAUAUCAUUAUGUGUCUCCUCCUUAUAUGUACAAGUCCCCUCCACCACCGAUGAAGUCCCCACCUCCCGACCACUACACCACGCCACCACCACCCAUCCACUACUAAGCAUAUAUAUAGAUAUAGAUAUAGAUAUAUAUGUAAGUUCCUCUUCAUGCAUGUUUACACUUGUUUGUUGCUAGACACCUCUCAUGCCCUUGAAUUGCUUUCCAUUUGGUGCUAAUAAAAUGAUCUCCUUGCAGCUUGUAGAUCUAGUGGAAUAAAUUAGGAAGUGUGGAGUAGAGGGAUAUUCUUAUCUUGAGCUGGGUUUUUCAGUGUGGGAGCAGGGAUUAGUCUACUAAUAAAGCAAUGCCAAGGAGAUGUCUUCUUAUAGCCUUAUUGAGGCAGAUGAUUGAAGGGCUAUCAUUCUGACCAUGUUUCAUGCCGAAAUGUGAGCCUGUCCUAGAAUAAUGAGCAGAGAACUUGGCCAAGGACGGAGAGAUCUAGCUAGGGUUGUGUGGUCGUUGUUUUAUAUUAUAUGUUUCCUAAAAUACAUUCUUGUAUUUGUUGUAUGCAUUGGGCCUAUUAUAUUUAGGGAUAUUUGUUUGUUGUUGCACUAUUUGGACAAUAAAACAAGGCCUAUUAUAUAUA